This is a messenger RNA of Nematocida minor, 1629 nucleotides long. RefSeq lists its product as uncharacterized. The coding region runs from base 1 to 1629 and encodes 542 amino acids. NCBI's taxonomy places the organism in Eukaryota, Fungi, Microsporidia. The record is from RefSeq and is a predicted model, not a curated record. The transcript has a single exon.
AUGGACUUACAAGAACGCGCAGUAAUCGUGGGUGUUCAGCUGAAAUCAUCAACAUACUCAAAAGACCGGCUGUCUGCUCUGAACGAAGCACUGGAGAUAGUUAACGAUGAUAACUUAAUCGGGGGAACAGAAUUUCUUGACCCUUUAAUAUUUAUACUGCAGAACACACCUGGAGCAUGCGCAGACGAAGUGUUCAAAAUUCUCAGCAGAAUAUUCACGGGGAAGAAUGGAAGAGAGUUUACAAAUAUUUUUGUGAAUAAAAUAGGAGCGAGUUUCAUAAUAAAUACAGUGCUGGAGACAGAAGAGAUAAAGAUAAGCGAAGAAGUAAAGGAUGUGGUGUUCAUAGUAAUUAAACACAACAAAACCCUGAUCAUAGAAGAGCUUCUCCGAAUGAACAAACACAGCGCACUCAUUGACGAGUCGCUAAAGGGAAGAGAGACUCUCAUAGAAAUGCUCGUAGAGCUCGGAAGAGAUUCGAACACGUUCAGAAAAAUACUUAUUUUCAACGAGUUUAUCGACGGGCUGAUGAAGCUGUCGUGCGAUAAAAGCAGAUCAAUUGCAAGGUGCAGCAUAAAAUCGCUUGCUGAGCUAAUGAACAGCGACAUCUCUGUAGUAAACUACUUUUUCGAAAUGCGCUGGAAAGAGUGGAUGGUGUAUGUGCUGAAAACACACCCAGAGCACGGGCUUAAGGUGGCCUACGCAUUUUCAGAGUAUCCAAAGUACAGAACUUUCUUAUCUACCUUUUCAAACACGCUUUUUGAAAUCAAAGACAUUGCAUCGCUAUUUCUCCUUUCCUACACAGAAACAGCGCACACACCAGAGCUUGCAGAGCUAGUCAAGUCAGCAUCAACGACAACAUGUCCGUGCAAGCUGAAUUUUGUCCUUGGAUCGUAUGCUAACAUAGCAGCCACAGGAAAGGUCGCAGAAAAAGAGGUGGGAUCAAUCGAGUUUUUUGGAGUCAUAUCAAACUUUUCUGUGGAAAUCGAUGAUCUGGAGAUUACCACAUUUCUGGCUUCAUUUUCGUCUCUUCAGACCAUGCCCGUCAAUGAGUCCCUGCUUUUCCUCAAGACAGGCAUUGCCAUUGCGCUCAGAAAAGAGUCUGAGAUAAUAUUCCUGCCAGAGGUGCUUCUGUCUCUGCGAGAGUAUCUGCAAAAUGACUCAUUGCUUGCAGACACGAGAGUGCUUAUAUCAUUUUGGCUGUUUUUAGGGUAUAUUUAUCACAAGGACAAGCCGUCUUUUCUCGAUUCUAUUUUCAACAAUUUUCAUGAGAGUGUUCUUCCCCUUUCUCUUCGAUUCCUCACUUCUCUGACACACCCAGCAUACAAUCUGCAGUGCCAGGAGGGAGAGUGCACACGAUGCUACUUCCUGCAGCUGACAACGCCUGAUGUCAUUCCGCACUCUAUCGCGCUGCUAACCCAGCUGCUAUGGGUGCCUAGCUCGCUCCAUUCUCUGAUAUUUUCUAAGUUUUCCAUGUUUUUCAGGGAUCCUCAGGUCCCGCCUCCCCCAGAGAUUAAAACGCCUCCUGCACAGACAGACAGCGAGCCCACGCCAGCUGCUGAAGUAACACCAGCACCAAAUACUCCCCCCUCCCCCACUAAAUCGCCAACCACAGGAAUAUUUGACCUGUAA